This is a messenger RNA of Cuscuta europaea, 1099 nucleotides long. The record is from the annotation of a GenBank genome assembly. Lineage: Eukaryota; Viridiplantae; Streptophyta; Magnoliopsida; Solanales; Convolvulaceae.
UAUGGACAACAGAAAUGGACAAUGAACUUGUUAAUUCAUUCCUACAUCAACACAAUGAAGGGAAUAGAGUGAGCGGGACAUUCACCACAAAGGCUUACAUGUCAAUCACUAGUGACUUGCAAAAUAAGUUCGGAAGACCUUUCAAGAAAGAUAAGGUGAAGGGGAGAUGAAAGUUACUAAAAAGAAAUUUUACAAAGUGUUAUGAUUUUUUCAAAAAUCUCAGUGGCUUUGCUUGGGAUCCAAUCUCAAAACGUUGGUUGGCUGAACCUGAAGUCUGGAAAACACUAGUAGAGGUACAACAAAAAGUUCUCAAAUUUAACUAAACUUUAUUUUUCAGCUUAUUUUACAUAUUGAAAUUAUUAUGAAAUUCUAAGUUCUCUUAUUUCAAUAAAAUUUAUUUAAUAGGCUCACCCCGAUGCUGAAGAGUGGAUGAGAAAACCGAUUGCGAACUACGACAAGAUGGUGAUUAUAUGUGGAGAAGACCGAGCAUACGGAGGGAUGUCAGAAACCGGUGAGGAUAUUAGGAAUGAUAAAUCAUUUGGUGCAGAUUCGAUUGAGACUAGUGAUAGUUUACAAGAAGGUGUCAAUGAUGUUGAUGUCACAUCACCUCAGAUCAGAGUCCGAGAUGAACCUAAGUCCAAGCGGCCAAAGAAAUCCAAGGAUAAGGUUGAAGAUGGAGGAGUAACCGCAACACUUAUGACGAUUGCUGAAGCUUUUAAGGAUAGCACUUCUGCGCUUCGUGAGAGCACGUUAGCUUAUGAAAAAUCUCAUCAAAAGCUUCCGAUUUCUGAAGUUGAGCUUUGGAAGCUUUUGGAGGAUUUGCAUAUUGAAAAUCAUUUGGUCAACCGAGCAUAUUUGUACCUUCUCAACAAUCCUGAUAUGAUCAAAGGACUCAUUGGAUGCCCGAAGAAUAAACAGAAGGAGUUGCUUAUUGAAAUGGUGUUUGGUCCACCGGCAUCUACUACCAGGCCAUAUUAGUGAAGGCAAGUGUGUGUGAAAGUCGAGCUUAUUUGGAGUGCAUUGACUUCUUUAUGUUAUUGAUUGGAAUGCGCUAGAUUAAUAUAACUGCAAGUACUUGAAAUAAAAUGUGAAACAUAAU